CCUCUCCGCACGCCUUCCGCCUUCACCUAGGGCCGUAGGUGCGGCGCGGGGCUGGGCGCUAGCUGGCCGCGGCUGGAGCAGCGCCGCCGGGAGCCGGGAGCCGGGAGCCGGGAGCCGCGAGCCGGGAGCCGCCGCCGCGCGCGCCCGCGCGGAAUCCCCGGGUCUCCGUUCCGCCGCCGGGAACUGCGGGGAGGCGACAUGUAGCAGCGGCUGCAGCAGAACCGCUUCGUAUUUGCAACUCUUUUUUUUUUUUUUUUUUGAGGGGCGGGGGGCGCGGCAAAAUUGUAUCUCCGCCCUCGCUUUCUUGCCUACUCCCGUGCGCAAGCUGCAUCUGCCUCUAAAAAUUGAGGGGCUUGGGGGAGGGCGGGGGGCCGUAAAUCAGAGUUGGACCGGCACUGCCCCCGCGCCUGGAGGGCCACCAUGACCGAGGAGAGCUCCGAGGUUCCCAGGGAGCUGACAGAAAGCAUAAAGGAUGUUAUUGGCAGAAAGAUAAAAAUUGCAGUGAAGAAGAAAGUAAAGUUGGAAGUAAAGGGAGACAAAGUUGAAAACAAAGUGCUGGUGCUCACAUCAUGCCGCGCCUUCCUUGUAACAGCACGGAUCCCUACCAAGCUCGAGUUAACCUUCAGCUACCUGGAGAUUCACGGUGUCAUCUGCAACAAGUCAGCUCAGAUGGUGGUGGAAACUGAGAAGUACAACAUCUCCAUGAAGAUGGCAUCGCCCGAGGACGUGAGCGAAGUGCUGGCCCACAUCGGCACCUGCCUGCAGAGGAUAUUUCCUGGCCUCUCCCCAGUGCGAAUCAUGAAAAAAGUCUCCAUGGAGCCAUCUGAGCGACUGGCCAGUCUCCAGGCUCUGUGGGAUAACCAGACCGUGGCCGAGCAGGGCCCCUGUGGUGGAUUUUCUCAGAUGUAUGCCUGUGUUUGCGACUGGCUUGGAUUUUCAUACAGAGAAGAAGUACAGUGGGAUGUGGAUACAAUUUAUCUGACGCAAGACACCAGGGAAUUGAAUUUACAAGACUUCAGUCAUCUUGACCACAGGGACCUAAUUCCCAUCAUUGCUGCUCUGGAGUACAAUCAGUGGUUCACAAAGCUAUCUUCUAAGGAUCUGAAACUGUCCACCGAUGUCUGUGAACAGAUCUUGAGAGUGGUGAGUAGGUCCAGUCGGCUGGAGGAAUUGGUGUUGGAAAACGCCGGGCUCAGAACAGAUUUUGCCCAAAAACUGGCCAGUGCUCUAGCGCAUAAUCCCAACUCAGGACUCCACACAAUUAACCUUGCUGGCAACCCACUGGAGGAUCGAGGUGUGUCCUCUUUAAGUAUUCAAUUUGCCAAACUCCCAAAGGGAUUAAAGCAUUUAAAUUUAUCUAAAACCUCAUUAUCACCUAAAGGGGUGAAUAGCCUUUCUCAGUCACUCAGUGCCAACCCGUUGACUGCCACCACCCUUACCCAUCUCGACCUCUCAGGGAACGUCCUUCGCGGAGACGACCUCUCGUACAUGUACAGUUUUUUGGCCCAGCCAAAUGCCAUUGCUCAUCUGGAUUUAUCCAAUACAGAAUGUUCCCUGGACAUGGUCUGCGCGGCUCUUCUCCGGGGAUGCCUCCAAUAUUUAGCUGUGCUCAAUCUCUCCAGAGCUGUCUUUUCUCACCGGAAAGGAAAAGAAGUACCCCCGUCCUUCAAACAGUUCUUCAGUAGCUCUCUGUCUCUGAUGCAGCUCAACCUUUCAGGCACAAAACUGUCUCCUGAGCCGUUAAAAGCGCUGUUGCUGGGCCUGGCUUGCAAUCAUAACUUGAAGGGGGUUUCUCUUGAUCUCAGCAACUGUGAGCUGAGAUCAGGAGGUGCACAAGUAUUAGAAGGCUGCAUCGCCGAAAUCCACAACAUCACCAGCUUAGAUAUCUCUGAUAAUGGUUUAGAAUCUGACCUAUCCACCUUAAUAGUGUGGCUCAGUAAAAACAGAUCAAUACAACACCUGGCAUUAGGCAAAAAUUUUAAUAAUAUGAAAUCCAAAAAUCUGACACCUGUGUUGGACAACUUAGUGCAGAUGAUUCAAGAUGAAGAAUCGCCCCUGCAGUCUUUGUCCCUGGCCGACUCAAAACUCAAGACCGAGGUCACCAUCCUCAUCAAUGCCCUGGGAAGCAACACCUCUCUGACCAAAGUGGACAUCAGUGGGAACGGGAUGGGGGACAUGGGAGCGAAGAUGCUGGCCAAAGCCCUGCAGAUCAACACCAAGCUCAGGACUGUCAUAUGGGACAAGAACAACAUUACCGCACAAGGCUUUCAGGAUAUAGCUGUUGCUAUGGAAAAGAACUAUACAUUGAGAUUUAUGCCGAUCCCUAUGUAUGAUGCUUCUCAAGCCCUAAAAACAAACCCUGAAAAAACAGAAGAGGCUCUGCAAAAGAUCGAAAACUAUCUGCUCCGGAAUCACGAGACCCGAAAAUACCUGCAAGAGCAGGCCUACCGCCUGCAGCAGGGCAUUGUCACCAGCACCACGCAGCAGAUGAUUGACAGGAUAUGUGUGAAAGUACAGGACCAUCUCAACUCUUUACGAAAUUGUGCGGGAGACGCUGUCCAGGAAGACUUAAAGUCAGCGGAAAGGCUCAUGCGUGAUGCGAAGAACUCUAAAACGUUGUUACCAAACUUAUACCAUGUCGGUGGUACGUCUUGGGCAGGAACCAGUGGCUUGUUAUCCGGUCCCAUUCAAGAGACCCUGGAAUCAAUGGCUGGGGAAGUGACAAGAGUUGUAGAUGAACAACUGAAGGUUUUGGUUAAAAGCAUGGUUGAUUUUGCUGUUGACCUUUGUCCCAACGUGAUGAAGAAAGCCCACAUUCGACAAGACUUGAUUCAUGCCAGCACUGAAAAGAUUUCCAUCCCACGUACCUUUGUGAAAAAUGUCCUGUUGGAGCAGUCUGGAAUUGACAUCCUUAACAAGAUUAGUGAAGUGAAGCUGACAGUGGCCUCCUUCCUGUCUGAUCGGAUUGUGGAUGAAAUCCUGGAUGCACUAUCACACUGCCAUCAUAAACUGGCUGACCAUUUCAGCAGACGGGGCAAGACCCUUGCUCAGCCAGAGACCUUAGAGAUUGAGCUGGCUGAGGAGAAGCCAACUAAGCGCUCUGUCAUGACGGUGGAGGAACUCACGGAGAUGGAGCGUUUGGAAGAUCUGGAUACUUGUAUGAUGACCCCUAAGUCCAAAAGGAAGAGUAUCCAUAGCCGGAUGCUGCGACCUGUUUCCAGAGCCUUCGAGAUGGAGUUUGAUCUCGAUAAAGCGCUGGAGGAGGUGCCCAUUCACAUCGAGGACCCGCCUUUCCCUUCCGCCCGACAGGAGAAGCGGAGCUCAGGGUUUAUCUCCGAGCUGCCUUCCGAGGAGGGGAAGAAGCUGGAGCACUUUACCAAGUUAAGGCCAAAGCGGAGUAAGAAGCAGCAGCCCACCCAGGCGGCGGUCUGCGCCGCUAGCGUCGUCCCCCAAGACAGUGAGCAGAACGGCCUUAUGGGGAGAGUGGACGAAGGUGUGGAUGAAUUUUUCACCAAGAAGGUGACCAAAAUGGAUUCCAAGAGAUCAUCAGCAAGAGGCUCAGAGUCCCACGAGCUUAGCGAAGGAGGAGAUGAAAAGAAAAAGCGAGACUCUCGGAGAAGCGGCUUUCUCAAUUUAAUCAAAUCUCGGUCCAAAUCUGAGCGGCCACCCAUGGUCUUGACGACGGAUGAACCGUCUUCACCAAAGGGGGCCAUCAGAAGUCCGGCCACAGACACCCCCAGGAAGGACACAAAGCCCGCAGAGUACAACGGCAGUUCGGAGCGGACAGAGGAGAUAAAAACCCCCGACUCCCUUGAGGAAGGUCAAGGGGAAGACGUGGGCAAGGUGGAGCGGAGUGACAGCAAGAGGAGUCCGCAGGGCGGGCGGAGGUACGGCGUCCAGGUGAUGGGCAGCGGUCUGCUGGCAGAGAUGAAGGCCAAACAGGAGAGGAGAGCGGCCUGUGCGCAGAAGAAGCUCGGGAAUGAGGCCAUCUCUCAGGAUUCCCCCGGCCUGGCCUCGGGCAGCACAGAACGGUUGGAUGGAUGUGGGGCAGUGUCUAAACUGCACCCCGGUCUUGUGGAGAGCCGCUUCGGUUUGGGAACACCCGAAAAGAAUGCCAAAGCGGAGCCCAAAGUGGAUGCUGGCUCCAGGUCGCGGGGCUCUUCCAGCACACCGACCAGCCCGAAGCCCCUCCUGCAGUCCCCCAAACCCAGCCUGGCAGCGCGGCCCACUGUCCCACAAAAACCGAGAACCGCCUCGCGGCCCGAGGAUAUCCCAGACUCUCCAUCCAGCCCUGGCUCCUGUAAAGUGGCUCUUCUUCCGCCUGUCCUGAAGAAAGUUCCAUCGGACAAGGAGAGAGAUGGCCAGAGUAGCCCCCAGCCCAGUCCCAGGACAUUUUCCCAGGAAGUUUCGAGGAAGAGCUGGGGCCAGCAGGCCCAGGAAUAUCAAGAACAGAAGCAAUGGUCCUCCAGUAAAGAUGGCCACCAAGGCAGCAAGUCCAGCGACUCUGGGGAAGAAGCAGAAAAAGAGUUUAUUUUUGUGUAAAGGUCCCCCGUGCAGACGGCACAGGGUGCUCCGUUAGCCAUUAGAGAGGAACCAAGGGCAACACCUCUUCCAACUUCCAGUGCUCUUCUCUUGGUGCUUUUUUCUUUUCUUUCUCCUUCUUUCUUUACUUAUUUUUUGAAAACAGAAACAGACCCAUUUUUGGGGUGGGGGGAUUCCAAACACACUGUUUGGUCUUCUCCCCACCCUGGGCAUUUGAGUUUGAAGCAUUCCUUCUAUGCCUUCAGUGAAUGCCAGCGACUCUCCAUGUGUCCUACUUGAAUUUUCUCUGAGGCAGCUACAGUUUGCCCUGCAAGAUGAGUUUUGGGAGGUGAACAAAGCAACUGAACACGUAACUCACACACGUAAUACCAUCGGCUGACCGUGGGGCUCCACUGUGGGUACCCGUGUCACAUCUGCACUUGACUUGAUAGAGCGAUUUAUUCUUGAUGUAUGCAAUUGCACAUUGUAAGUAUAUUAACAGAGCACACUAAUAAAUAAUUUGUAUAAAUUAUAUAUAUUAGAUCUCGGCUAUGGUUUUUACAUUCUCCCAUGGGGAACUUCUUCCUUCCUGAUGUGGAAUUGUACAUUUAAAUUUGGUCGGUGACCUUUGUAGGACCAUCAGUAAGCACAGUGAAGAACAGAGUGAAAGAGGCCCACGGCUGAUGCUGCCAUGUGCCCGGGUCAAUGUACAUAGUUGAUUGGAAUGAAAUUUUAUGAGUAUUCGUGAUUUUCAAAGGCCUUUAAUUUUCUGUCUGCAUAUUAGCUUUUAAUGUAUGAUUUGAAGAAAGAAUACUUUGACACCUGUAAAAAAAUCAAAACACUACUCUUUUUAAGACAUUUCAUAAAUACUCACAGGCUGAGGUAUUUUAUUCAUAUGUAUAUUUAUACCAAUAAAAUGGUUUUACAA
This is a messenger RNA of Callorhinus ursinus (northern fur seal), 5449 nucleotides long. It is a transcript of the gene CARMIL1, whose product is annotated as capping protein regulator and myosin 1 linker 1. The record is from RefSeq and is a predicted model, not a curated record. Gene Ontology annotation, biological process: regulation of Arp2/3 complex-mediated actin nucleation; cell migration. Gene Ontology annotation, molecular function: protein binding. NCBI's taxonomy places the organism in Eukaryota, Metazoa, Chordata, Mammalia, Carnivora, Otariidae. Gene Ontology annotation, cellular component: plasma membrane; lamellipodium.